AUGGCCGCUGCCGGUGUUAUUUUGGGCCUCCUUCCCACUACAUUGUGUCUGGUUGGGUCGAGCACUGCUGAGACUGGUCUUUUGGCUCUUCGGCGACCUUUACUAUCGCUGCUCCUGGUAUGCGGAGCGCCAGUGGCCUCUCCCAUCCGAACGUUCGAGUAUCGGGGUCCGAUCGAUCUAGUUCGAAAGAGGUCUAAGAGCAUCGACGCGUCCAGAUUCACACCAUUAUCAGCGGCAGUCAUAGUCGCCCUUCAGUACAUCUUCGCAUUUCUUGCCGUCGCCAACUUGGCCCACGUCAGCUGGGAAUUGAUGCCUGGCAGUGGUACUCCGUUUCCGUUGCCAAAGUACAGAGUCAAGACCUGGCGAGCGUUCAUGGGCAAGGAGGCUCCAAGCGGAAUUCCAACUGACUGCACGACAGUCGCCUGCGACACUCCAUGA
Messenger RNA from Penicillium mononematosum, 438 nucleotides. RefSeq lists its product as uncharacterized. The record is from RefSeq and is a predicted model, not a curated record. The transcript is spliced from 2 exons. Bases 1 to 438 code for a protein of 145 amino acids. Lineage: Eukaryota; Fungi; Ascomycota; Eurotiomycetes; Eurotiales; Aspergillaceae.